Paramecium tetraurelia is the source of this 1374-nucleotide messenger RNA. RefSeq lists its product as uncharacterized. The record is from RefSeq and is a predicted model, not a curated record. Lineage: Eukaryota; Ciliophora; Oligohymenophorea; Peniculida; Parameciidae. The transcript is spliced from 7 exons.
AUGUUUGUCGACUUAUGGUUAAAUUUCUGUUGUGCCAGACGGCCAAAACAGGAAGACUAAGAUCAGCCGAUAAGCAUCAAGGAGGAUUCCAAUAAACCAAUACUCGAUACAGGGUAGGCAUAUGCACCAUCUCCUCUUGAACAGAAAGCUCUGCAAUCAACAUCGUAAGAGUUACGGCAGAAGUUACAGGAAGCGUAGGAGAAGAGACAGCAAUCAUAGUAAGCAUAAUAGCAGAACAACUUCUAGAGUAUGAUAAAUAAAGGAGCAGUAAAAACAUCAAUUGAAAUGGAAGUGGAACCUGUUGAAGGGUUUCUCUAAUUAUCUGAUAAUAAAUCCAAUAAAAUGGCUAGUUGGGAAGCAUUAGAACAAUCAAGAUAAAAUGAUCUUAUAAAUUAAUUAGCUUAGUUCACAAUCUUGGCAAAGUCAAUUUGCUCCAAAAAUAUUCCUUAUUAAGGUAAUAAUUCAGGCAGUCAACCAACGUCUGAUUAGCAGAUCAUGUCUGAACAAAACCAAUAGUAAAAUAAUCUAGCUUAAACUACAUAAUUGGAAGUGAUAGAAGAGUACCCAAAAAAAAAUUAAAUGACAAGAUCAUCAAGCCAAAUAUCACUAGAAACAGGAAAAAUAGAGAAAAAACGAAUCCAAAAAGAAAAAAAGCUGUCAAAGGAUAAUACUAGUAAGGAUGGCAUUUAAAAAAAAGAAGUCAACAAUGCUAAACUUUGGGAUAAGAAGGAGGAUGCAAUUUUAAAAAAGGCUUACAUUAGAUUUAAUGGAAAUUGGAGAAGCAUAGCAGAAUAAUUGCCAGGAAGAAAUAUGAAUUAGUGUUCAUAAAGAUGGAGAAGGUUGAAUCCUUAAGAAAAUAAUAAGAAGAAGAAAUGGGAAUUUGAGGAUGAUUAAAAAAUUAUCUAACUUGUUUAAAAAUUCGAUAAAAAUUGGUCAGAAAUAGCCAAACACUUCCCAGAUAAAAGUGGAAAACAAAUAAGGGAAAGGUAUAUAAAUAAAUUAGAUCCAUCGAUCAAUAUGAGUUCUUGGACUAAAGAAGAAGAUAAUAUUAUUUUGAAUUUUUACAAAGAAAAUGGACCUAAGUGGUGUAUGAUCUCAAAAUAAUUGAAAGGAAGACCAGAAAAUUUUGUAAAAAAUAGAUUUUAUUCUUAUAUAAGAAGAGUUUUAUUGGGUCAGUAGAACCCAUAUUCAGUGGUUUUAAAUAAUAGUGGCCAAGAAAUUACAUCGUCCCAGGAUAGUGAAUCCAUUAAAUAAAGUUUAUCAAUGGACUAAAGUCCUUCAAUCACUAAUUCAUCCUUCUUAGAAUCUUUACUUGAUGACUUCAUGAUGAAUUAUGAUGAACCAAGUGAUUAAGAGGAUCAGUUUAAAAUUUGA